Molecule: messenger RNA, 1474 nt
Organism: Nematostella vectensis (starlet sea anemone)
Lineage: Eukaryota; Metazoa; Cnidaria; Anthozoa; Actiniaria; Edwardsiidae
Product: alpha-ketoglutarate-dependent dioxygenase alkB homolog 3
Exons: 8
Coding region: 521-1330 (269 amino acids)
Biological process (GO): DNA alkylation repair; DNA repair
Cellular component (GO): nucleus
Molecular function (GO): dioxygenase activity
Source: RefSeq, a predicted model, not a curated record
CAUGCUCUGUUGGUAAUAUCAAUAGAGAAAAAAUCGUGAGCUCCCUGUGGUUUAGCGGGCGAUUCGCCAAUCAAACCGACUGGCAGCCUGCUUGAAGGCGAUAUUAACCUAACCCGGUUUUUCUCGCUGUUUACCCGGUAUUUUUUCCUGCGCGCUGACCCGUGAACGAUUUGCGCGAAGUGCCGGCCGAGAGCAGGCACAAAAACAUCGGGUAAACAUAGCGAAAAGCACAGGGUAAAUAAACGCCUACAAGUAGGCUGCAGGUCACAUGGUACCCUGGGAUAGGAUCCAGAGGCUAAAAAUUGCUUUACCCAUCCCCUGUUGGUUUAAAAUUCUGAGCCCUUUGGUAGAAGGGUAGUAAUGAGCCCACAGGAAUUGGUCAGUGGCCUUCAGCUUAUAUUCAAAAUGGCGGACAAAACAUGAAUAGAUUCACACGUAUACAUAACCAUAAAAAAAUGUCCAAAACUACAAGACGAUCGUGAAAGUAAUAAUUUCGUAAAAAGGAUACGCUCUUAUAGAGAUGGACAAACGAAGGAAAAAGCGAAUCCAAGGAUCAUGGGCAGGAAAAAUGGCGAAACCUUCAAACAAGACAGCAACAUCGCAAGAAGAACAGGCCUCGGGAUCCAAUGAUCCUUCUGAAAAGAAGUUCGUCUUUCAAGGAAAUGUUGUUAAUACAAUACGACAAGCUCCACCAGUUAAAACACUAACAGAAAGGGGUACCUAUGAGAUCAGUACUGGGCCCUCAGGUCUGGCAAUCAUCGACUUGUAUCCUUCAUUCCUGGACGGUGAUGAGACAGAAUGGAUGUUUGAGCAGCUCCAGGCUGAGAUUCCUUGGGAGGAGAAGGAUAUCAAAAUUAAAGGUGAAUUUCAUAAACAGCCGCGGCUUACUGCCUGGUUUGGAGAGUUUCCAUAUACCUACUCUGGCCUCACUCUCAGACCUUUCCAGUGGUCGCCAAUUUUGAAUAUUUUAAGGGAAAAGAUAGCCAAAGCAACUGGAGAGACGUUCAACUCCAUGCUUGCCAACCUAUACAGGCACAACAAGGAUAGUGUGGACUGGCAUGCUGACGAUGAGCCUUCUUUAGGAGUUAACCCUACUAUAGCAUCACUCUCCUUUGGUGAUUCAAGGGUAUUCGAGCUUAGAAAAAAUCCCCUCAAUGAGGGGGACGACUACUCGCUAAUGCAGCACAUCAAAGUCCCGCUAAACUGUGGUAGUCUUCUAGUGAUGCGAGGAUCUGUACAAGAGGACUGGCAGCAUCGAGUUCCAAAAGAGUAUCAUGACAGAGGCCCAAGGAUUAACCUAACAUUCAGAAACAUCUCUCCAGUCAAGUAACCAACUUUUGUUAGCUGAUAUCUUUAGGAAAAUUUAUUACGUGACGCCUGUUUUUGCAGGCUAUGGAGUACUAUACUAGUGAGGUGUUCAUCUCAGUAGUAAAAAAAAAUCCGCACGGAUCGGUAAAUUUCAUUCUACCCUACA